UUUGGAAUUUAGAACCUCCGGACGUGGUGUUGCCAACAGCAGAUAAUGCUACGCUAAGGCCGAGCUUAAUUUUCAACUGGGGUGGUUACGCUGUUCCCCCAAUCACUUCGCAAAGUCAAGACUUUUUCAUUUUAUUCUUUCUUCCCAUUCUCUUAUUCGAUCGCUCUUCAUUCUCUGUAUUCGCCAUGCUGCUGCUGGUCUCCUGCCUAAGAAGAGUUUUGCGACCCGCCCGGACUCUGGCGUGUAGCCUCGGCUCUGGAAGGAGAACCGAAAGCUGUCCGUUCCUCCCCCCUGCCCCUUCGUUGCUGUCCUGUUUUAAUACUACCACCGCCGCUUUUGCCCCGCGCUGCCUCGGCACCCAUUCGGCCAAGGAGCCGGUGGAGCCCCUGAACACUUCGCAGGGAGCCCGAGACUUUAUCUACAGCCUGCACUCUAAGGAGAGGAAGAGUCUGUUGCAGGAGCUCCAGAGGUUCGAGUCCAUGGCGAUAGCUCAAGAAGAAAUGGAAGUUAAGCCUCCAUCGUCAGCACAGUACAGAUAUGUGUUUCUUCACAGUGCAAUACCUUUCAUUGGAUUUGGUUUCCUGGACAAUGCUAUAAUGAUUGCUGCAGGGACGCAGAUUGAGUUGUCCAUUGGAGUUAUUUUUGGAAUUUCCACAAUGGCAGCUGCAGCGCUUGGCAACCUUGUCUCUGACGUAGCUGGCCUGGGACUUGCAGGGUAUGUGGAGGCUCUUGCAUCAAGACUGGGUCUGCCAAGUCCUGAUCUAAACCCAAAACAGGCUGAUAUGUGGCAAACACGACUUAGCUCGCAGCUGGGCAAGGUUAUAGGUGUGAUCAUUGGUUGCAUCUUAGGAAUGUUUCCACUGCUUUUCUUUAAAAUAGAAGAAGAAGAAAAGCUAGAAGAAAGCAAGAAUUAAAAUAAUGUGCCAAUUGGUGAACUAGUUCCACGUGUUAAACCUGAUGUUUGCAUUGUGAAGUAAUCCUGGAAGUAUAACAGCAGCCUUUUGAUGGACAGAAGUGCAAUCUGGACUGUGAUGUGGUGGAAUAUUGACAUUAACAAGUCAAUACUUGCAAAUACAUUUUUGUGAACUCAGUACAGCGAAACUGGUCUAUUGACCCCUUUAUGGUACUGUUCUAUUCCAUUUUUGGGGAAAAAAAACACACACACUAAAUGGUUGGCUAAGUGGUUUUUAAAAUCAGUUUCGCCGUAUGUCAUACUGCCUUGUUUUCCUUUAUGAUAGUUUGUUUGAAAAUAAAUUAAUUUUUGACUUGUGAAUGCUAAUAUUUUUAUCUAACGAUGUAAUCUUAAAACCAAUCACAGACAUUAAUAGUGAUACUAAAUUAUGGAAACUGAAAAACUAACUGAAGGAUUAUUUGCAUUUUGUGUUGCGAUGCUGCAUCUAAUUCAGUUUAUGUAGCCUUAUAAUUUGGUACUAAACCAGUGUGCUUUCGUUUUUGGGAAGUGUGACUGAACUAUUGUAUAGAAGCUGUAUAUGUAUUCCAUAAUUAUUAUUGUUUUUUUUUUGUGCAUUUGAUCUUUAUAUUUGAAACAUAAGUCACUCUUUUUAAAUGGUAUACUUGCAACCAAUCUAGACUUAUAAGCAUAGUGCUGCAAGGUUAAAAACCAUUCCAAAGGCAUGUGGAAAUAUAACUCCAAUCUCAAUAUCUUUAGGAUGUACUUGGUGCUAGGUUUAGGUUAUAAACUGCAUUACAUUUGUUCUGAGAGAGCCUAUGAAAAGUUAAAUAUUUUAUGACAAGUAAUGUCUAUCAUUGUUUAGAUAUCACAUCUCUUAAUGACUUUGUUUUAAUGCUUGCUCGUUAGCAUUUCUAUGUCUUAAUUUUCAGUAGAAUUAUCUGGCAUUGAGAUUUUAUCAAGGUUAGUACAGCAACCAAAACACACACAUGGACAUCUUUGAGGGAGGAAUAUGACAUGGUGUUUUUGUAAUUUUAAAAUAAUUUAAUUGUGAUAAGUUCACCUAAUAGAAUAGUCCAUGAGAUGUGAGCUAAACCCAAUCAUUUUCCUCAAGUCUGUGAAUGAAGAUGACUUUAUUCUCCUAGUGCAGUGAGCUGCCUUUUUGAAAAGUUGAUUACACAAAGAUAGGUGGAGGGGCAAGUACUGUUGAGGAAGUGGAGAGGCUGCAGAAGGACCGGAACAGGCUGAGAGUGGGCAAAGAAGUGACAGAUAGAAUUCAGUGUGGGAAAACAGGUUAUACACCUCAGUAGGAAGAAUAGAGACAUAACCAUUUCUGAAUGGGAAAUGGCUUCAGAAAUCCAAAGCACAAAGGGACUUUGGAGUCCUCGUUUAGCAUUCUUUUAUGGUAAACAUACAGGGUUCCUUUGACAGUUAGCAAGGCAAAUGCAAUGCAGCAUUCAUUUCGAGAGGUUAAGAAUACAAUAGCCGGGACUAACUGCUGGUAUUGUAGAAGGCUCUGGUUGGAUGAGUUUGGAAUAUUGUGAGCCUCUUUGGGUCUGCAUCUAAGGAGGUUGUGCUGGCAUUGGAGUGGAUCCACUGGCGGUUUACAGGAAGGAUCCCAAGGAUGAAGCAUUUGUCAUAUGAGGAGUGGUUGAGGACUUAAGGUCUGUAUUCAAUGGAGUUUAGAAAUGUAGGGAUGCUGGGGAUCUCAUUGAGACUUGCAGAAUACUGAGAGGACAUGGAGGAGAUGUUUCCACUAGUAGGAGAAACUAGGAUCUGGGGGCACAGCCUCGGAGUGAAGGGAUAGCCUUUUAGGACUGAAAUGAGGAAUUUUCUCAGCCAGAAGGUGGUGAAUCUGGAACUCGUUGCCAUAGAAGGCUGUGGAGGCCAAAUCAUUGAGUGUAUUUAAGACGGAUGUAGGUUAUUGAUUAGUAAGGAAAUCAAAGGUUAUGAGGAGAGGGUAGGAGAAUUGGUGUUGAGACACAUAUCACCCAUGAUCGAAUGGUGGAACAGAAUCGAUGGGCUAAAUGGCCUAAUUCUGUUCCUAUAUCUUACGGCCUUAUAUGGACUUGAAUACAAUGCUUAUGUUAAUUUGUCCUGAUAACCUGAAGCAACGAACAAAAGAAAAAUACUGAACAAUCCUAAAUCAACAUGGAAAAUACUGCCAGAAUCAAUGGAGAAAGAAAUGGAGUUAAUGUUGCAAGUUGACUUUUCAACAAAAUAUGACACCAAGUAGAUCCAAAUGAUUGAGAGCAGGUUGAGCCAUUUGUCAUGAGUGCAGUCAACCAGAUUGCAAACAGUGGCGAUUUUUACAGACAUUAGCCGGUGUAGAAUAUCAAAGACAAUGAACUCCCAUGUAAUGAAGAACUGUUUUCCAAUGGAUAUGAUACCAGACGAGCUGAUGAUCAAGUUGUGAACUCUUCUAAAUGUGGCCUCAAGUCUUAUUUACGCACACGCCAAUUAGUGACCAACCUUGUGCUUAAUAGUUCUGAAAUGAUCACCCCUCAAUGUUAGAUGGCACUGAUUUAUAUUUUUGUACAGAAUAUAAAAUAAUCUGUAACAUUACUGAAGGUAUUAAUUUAUUAGAAUAUUGCUGCUGAUUUUGAUUUGAUCUAUUAUUGUCAUGUGUACAGAGGUACAGUAAAAGUGUUGACUUGCGUGCUUUAUAGGCAGAUUGUACUGUACAAGUGUGUCAGGGUCAUGGAACAGAGUACAGGGUACAAUGUUACAGCUGCUGAGAAGGUGCAGAUAGAGAUCAAUAUUAACAUGAGAGGUCCAUUCAAAAGUGUGAUAAUAGCAGGGAAGAAGCUGUUCUUAAAUCUGUUUGCACGUGAAUACAAAAUCUCUUAUCUUCUGUCCAACAGAAGAAGGUGGAAGAGAGUAUAACUGGAGUGGGUGUGGUCUUUGUUUAUUUUGGUUGCUUUUCCGAGGCAGCAGGAAGAAUACAUUGUCAACAUUUAUUUAUUCACAAACUUAGAAUAGCCAUCUGGAAAUCAAAUACCAAAUCACUAAGAAAUAAGAAAUAUUAUAAUUUAAUUUCCAGACUGCAAGAUGAGCUGAAUAACUAACUAAUUCUUGGCAGAGAAUUCUACAGAAUGAAGUGUCGGGGCUUUCAUCUUCGCAUGUAUUCAAUCUCUGGAAUUCAACAGCUGACUUUGUGUUUCAUGACAAAUAUUACCUCAUUAAAGAGGCAAAAAAGCCUUCAAAUAAUAAAUUAGUGCAUGUAAAUGAAAGGUAGUUUAGAAGAAUGAAUAUAUUUAUUAGAUAUUGUAAAUGGGUUUAAUAUUGAUGCCUUGUGCAUAGCCCCCAUAGAGUGGAAAACAUGAUUAGAAGUGUCUACAGUUGUUGUACUUGAAUGGAUUUCCUGUAAAUAAACAACCAGUUUUUUUCUUUUAAAGUGUCCUAAAAUGUUUGAUUACCAAGAGACUGUUCAAGUCACAUCACACUUUGCUGCAGGUUUUUUUUGCCAUUUGCACUUUUAAAAGCACAAAACUCUUAACUUGAUGUAUUUCUGUAAUGAAAUUUAGAUCAUCUCUUCAGAUUGCAAAACAAUGCAGAGGGACCAAUAAUAAGACUGCAGUCUUUAGGCUUACGUUAAUUGUCUGGUGUUUUAUUGUUGGUGCAAGUGAAAUUAUGUGUAGUGGUCUUGAGAUUUGGUUUGAUGUUAGUUUGAAUAAUGGGAAAGAUUUUAGCAUUUCUAUUUAGUAUAGAAAUGCAGUCACAAAUAUUAAAUAUAAAAGAGCAUUCCAUUCUCCUGCAAUUACUUGUUAAUGUAUAUUGAUUACCUGUUUAAAAACCCAUUGUAUGCAGUCAGUUUUUUUUGCCCGUAGGAGCUUUACUCCUUGACUUCGGUGGGGGGGAAAAGAACAGCAAAGAAAAGGCUGUUUUAUAAUUCACAUGAACCUGGGAAUAUAGGACUGAGCAGGAGUAAGCCAUUUGGCCCUGUCAGGACCAUCCUGCCAUUUAGUGAGAUCCUGACUAAUCUGGUUGUGGUCCUGGCUCGAAUUUCCUAUCUUCACCCCAUUACCCUUGCCUUGUUUCCCUAUCAAAAAUCUAUCAAACUCCUCCUUGAAUAACUUUAAAGAUCCAGCCUCCAAUACCUUCUGGGAAAGAGAAUGACAGUUUGAGAGUAUAGCGUUCAUCUCAUCUGUCUUAAAUAUGCGGCCUUGUGUUGACACCAAUGAUGACAUGUUGCACCAAUCUAAGGCUGAACUGGAAUCGAGUUGAAAGCUAGCUUUGUUUAAGAUGGUUAUAUUUUAAGAUGAACUUAAUCGAACAAUUUUUUGACCAGGAGGAGCACUGAAUCGCAUAGCAUUCUUUAACAAGCUACAAUAUGACCUAUGAAGGAAAUUGGAAAUAAAAAAGCUUGAAUCCUCAGGGGCAAAUGAACAAUCACACUUUAAGGUGAUUGAUUAACUCAUUGACUGUUGAUCAUGGUUAUCAAUAUAAUUUUUUCCUAGAACUACCUAGGCUAAGGUUUUCACGUUUUUAAUUAACAUCUUCAAUACUGCAGUAAUCUACCUGUCCAUGUUUUUAAUAAAGUUAACUUUGUUUAUAAAUGCAUGAAUUUUUUUUGUGUUGUGUGAACAAUCAAAUAGUACAAUGCAUGUAGUUUUCAACUUAAUAUUAAAUUUGGAACUGAUCAUAAAUAUUACAAGUGUUUAAACAUUUUCUGAUGUUUAAAUGUGUAAAUAAACUUUCAAUUAAAGAUUA
Molecule: messenger RNA, 5623 nt
Organism: Rhincodon typus (whale shark)
Lineage: Eukaryota; Metazoa; Chordata; Chondrichthyes; Orectolobiformes; Rhincodontidae
Gene: tmem65
Product: transmembrane protein 65
Exons: 7
Coding region: 186-914 (242 amino acids)
Biological process (GO): cardiac ventricle development; regulation of cardiac conduction
Cellular component (GO): mitochondrion
Source: RefSeq, a predicted model, not a curated record